CAAAUUGGCGUACUCGGACCAAUAGGAAUGCCGGAAGGGACUCGACGUCACCGCUGUUGGCCAAUAGCGUGAGGCCACGCCAAGAUCGUCGACCGAGUUCCCCGUCAGCUGCUGAUUGUGUGGCGGCCGACGUUCGUGUAGCGGGCCGGCGUUUCUCUCAGACUUGUCUCCGGUUUGGUUGUGUGUGAGGGCUCGGUUUCUUUCUUCCUCGGACUACACCAAGGUUUAAAUUGAGAAAGCAAAAUGACCAGGCUACUGUUGCUGGGCCUUCUGGCCAUUGCUGUGUUUGCUGCUGAAAAAGAUGACAAGCCUGAUGUGGGAACAGUCAUUGGCAUUGAUCUUGGUACCACAUAUUCCUGUGUCGGCGUUUUCAAGAAUGGCCGCGUGGAAAUCAUCGCCAACGACCAGGGAAACCGUAUCACCCCCUCGUAUGUGGCCUUCACCAAGGACGAGCGUCUGAUCGGUGACGCCGCAAAGAACCAGCUCACGUCGAACCCCGAGAACACGGUAUUCGACGUGAAGCGUCUCAUCGGACGCGAAUGGACCGACAAGAGCGUGCAGAGCGACCUGAAGUACUUCCCCUUCAAGCUUAUUGAGAAGAACAGCAAGCCGCACGUGCGCGUGGAGGUGGACGGCAAGGACAAGGUGUUCACGCCCGAGGAGAUCUCGGCCAUGGUGCUCUCCAAGAUGAAGGAGACGGCCGAGUCCUACCUGGGCAAGAAGGUGACGCACGCCGUGGUCACGGUGCCGGCCUACUUCAACGACGCCCAGCGCCAGGCGACCAAGGACGCCGGCUCGAUCGCCGGCCUGACCGUGAUGCGUAUCAUCAACGAGCCGACGGCGGCCGCCAUCGCCUACGGCAUGGACAAGAAGGAGGGCGAGAAGAACGUGCUGGUGUUCGAUUUGGGCGGCGGUACCUUCGACGUCUCGCUGCUGACCAUCGACAACGGCGUGUUCGAGGUGGUGGCCACCAACGGAGACACUCAUCUCGGCGGAGAGGACUUCGACCAGCGCGUCAUGGAACACUUCAUCAAGAUGUACAAGAAGAAGCACGGCAAGGACAUCCGCGGCAACAACCGCGCCAUCCAGCGGCUGCGUCGUGAGGUCGAGAAGGCCAAGCGUGCGCUCAGCUCCCAGCAUCAGGUCAAGAUCGAGAUCGAGAACUUCUUCGAGGGCAACGACUUCUCUGAGACGCUGACCCGUGCCAAGUUCGAGGAGCUUAACAUGGACCUGUUCCGUGGCACCAUGAAGCCAGUGCAGAAGGUGCUGGAUGACGCCGAUCUGCAGAAGAAGGAUGUUGACGAGAUCGUGCUGGUCGGAGGCUCGACCCGUAUCCCCAAGAUUCAGCAGCUGGUGAAGGAGUUCUUCAACGGCAAGGAGCCGAGCCGUGGCAUCAACCCGGACGAGGCUGUGGCUUACGGUGCCGCCGUGCAGGCUGGCGUGCUGAGCGGCGACAGUGACACCAGCAACAUCGUGCUGCUCGAUGUGAACCCGCUUACGCUCGGUAUUGAGACCGUGGGUGGAGUCAUGACCAAGCUGAUCACCCGCAACACUGUCAUCCCCACCAAGAAGUCCCAGGUGUUCUCCACGGCCUCUGACAACCAGCACACGGUCACCAUCUCCGUGUUCGAGGGCGAGCGGCCGAUGACCAAGGACAACCACGAGCUGGGCAAGUUCGAUCUGACUGGCAUCCCGCCGGCGCCUCGUGGCGUGCCUCAGAUCGAGGUGACGUUCGAGAUUGACGCCAACGGCAUCCUGCAGGUGUCUGCCGAGGACAAGGGCACCGGAUCCAAGGAGAAGAUUGUGAUCACCAACGACCAGAACCGGCUAACCCCGGAGGACAUCGAGCGUAUGAUCCAGGACUCUGAGAAGUACGCGGACGAGGACAAGAAGCUCAAGGAGCGCGUGGAGGCGCGCAACGAGCUCGAGUCGUACGCCUACAGCCUGAAGAACCAGCUGAACGAUAAGGAGAAGCUGGGCGCCAAGCUGUCCGACGACGACAAGUCCAAGAUCGAGGAGGUGAUCGAGGAGAAGAUUAAGUGGCUCGAUGCCAACCAGGAGGCCGACGCCGCCGAGUUCAAGGCCCAGAAGAAGGAGAUGGAGGACAUCAUUCAGCCCAUCAUCUCCAAGCUGUACCAGGGCGCGGGCGGUGCGCCACCCCCGACCGGUGACGACGACUCCAGCUCGGACAAGGACGAGUUGUAGACUAGCGGCGCCGGCAGGGGGACACUGCAAAACCGGUGAUAUUUAUUUUGUGUGCGCACAUGUCUGGUAGAAGGCCAUCAUCUUCUCCAUCUGUGAAUUGGCUUGCCGUGCACUGGACGUGGUAUUGCGUUUUCUCCAGCGUGCGUGUGUGCGUGUGACUGUGUGCGUUUGGGAGAGAGCGUGAGAAUCUCCAGUGCCGACGCAUGAGCUGGUGCGAGUGAUCAUUCCUGGGUUGGACCUCGUAAGGGACGGGAAUGUGUUAUGUGGGGACGGGGCUAGGACAUGACUUUACAGACCAGAUUUUUGUUGAGUCGACUAGUGGCAUUUGUUCUGUUCACAGAUUACGGUGUCAUGUUUAAUUUCGUUGCUUGACAACUUGUUUAUAUUUAAUCGUUAUGAACCCUGGACAAAAUGCCCGAAAUGGUGGCUGUUGCUGCGUCACGGUUGUACACUUGGUGGAAACUGCGGUGUUUCAAAAGGUGUUUCUAAUAAAAAAAUAUGGAACAUUGUU
This is a messenger RNA of Amphibalanus amphitrite, 2716 nucleotides long. RefSeq names its product endoplasmic reticulum chaperone BiP-like. Gene Ontology annotation, cellular component: nucleus; cytoplasm; endoplasmic reticulum chaperone complex. The coding region runs from base 244 to 2205 and encodes 653 amino acids. Gene Ontology annotation, molecular function: ATP hydrolysis activity; ATP binding; heat shock protein binding. The transcript is spliced from 4 exons. NCBI's taxonomy places the organism in Eukaryota, Metazoa, Arthropoda, Thecostraca, Balanomorpha, Balanidae. Gene Ontology annotation, biological process: cellular response to unfolded protein; protein refolding; endoplasmic reticulum unfolded protein response. The record is from RefSeq and is a predicted model, not a curated record.